GACAGUACGACGUCAAAUGAAUCAUCGAACCGUCGUCACACUUUUCUAUUUUCAUCGUUUCUUUUUGAUUCCUCUACCGAUGUCAUUCCAACCCUGAACACUGUCGAAGACACAACUUCCUUCCUUCCAGUAAAACAAGAAGAUGGCAACGAAAAGAAAGAGCGCGGCGUCGGGACUGGAAUUUCCAGGACAACAUGUUUACGUCCGUACGACCAACGAAGAUGCCGAGGCUCCUGAACAUCAAGCCCGCGUGCAGAAUUGGAUUCAAGAGUACGAGAAGAAUCGCCAGGUUUUCGUCUUCCCAACUCCAACCGUACGCACUUUUUCCACUUUGCUACUAGUGCUUGGAUUGCUGUCUCUUUUGAUCCAGAUUGCCUCGUCGUCAUUGCGCUAUGCGUUCGUGCCAAGUCUCCUUGGCUCUGGUAUCUGGAUCGGCAUGUUUUGCGUGGCUACGGGCGCUGUUGGCUGGGUUUCUUCUAAGAGGCUGAGUACUUCAAUGCUACUAGAUUUUAACCUCAUGGCUCUGAUUUCGACCGCUCUUUCGGCUAUUAUCAUCGUUCUUAACAGCAUUGGACUGGAAAUGUAUACAAAGCUAUGCUUCAAGUCGAUGAUACCUACGAAGGAAAAUUUGAUAACAAGCGGGAAGAAUGAAACGGAACUUACUGCCGGACAACAGCCGACGACGUCUUCUGCCGCCGUGAAUUGGAUUGGCGAAUGCGAUCAAGCAUCAUUCAUACUCAUGGGCAUUGUGGUCUUUAUUCACGUCCUUCUCUUUCUGACAUCGGCGAGCUGCAGUUCUUACAUCUGUCGGGCCCUGAACUCGUCUUACAGCGUUCGCGUAAGUCCGACCCAGGCACCACCGCUAGUGAUCUAUCAUAGCGAUACUGUUGAAGUAGACAAAAGCGGACCAGGCGCAUCUUCAGCUGCAAGCGCCGGAGCUGCUGGAGUUGCUGCUGAAAAAAUGAUGGAGAAGCUACACCAUCCAGGAUUAGAGAGAGGACACGAACACCAUGGCGGAGGAUUCAAUACUCCAGCUGUGCCCUAAAAACUUGCUGUUUUUCAAGCCAAUUUAAAAUUUAGUAUCUUCAAUCAUCCAUUUCAUUCCCCUUCAUUAGAUGAUUGUGUGGUUUUUACUAGGAAAUGUUUAUCAAUAAAGCCUUAACUGUAAAGAUUUUAACUUUGUUUAUUCGUUCAAAAAGAGAUAUUGUUGUUUGGGUUAGAGUAUUUUAAUUUGAAUUGCUGUUGGACAUUGAAGUUUUUACCUUAUUUUACUUGGAAUUGCUAUUAUUAGUGUGGAAAAUCCGUAUUUCGUGGUGUUAAAAGUUGGCUCUUAUUGUAACGCUUUUUUAUUCCCUUGAGAAUUUAGAUAUCUGAACAACGUCAUGGCAUCAACGUAGAGUUAUUCCAAGAAGUAACGUUCGAGGAAUGACAGUAAUCCUCGUUGACCCAUCGACUCAAGUCUUCAGUUGACGACGUGCCAUUGAAUGCAGACAAACGAGUUUCUUCAAACAUAAUCAAAUAUCAACGUAAAAAUGAUGGAAUUUCCUGGCAGGAUUUAUUUAAGGGCUGAAGAUGACAUCCACUCUGCCGAACAUCAAACCAAGCUGAAUAAGUGGAUUUUAGAAUUCCAGAGAUUGAGCCGUGAAUCGUUUGUUUUCCCAGAAAGGGGCAUUCGCAGCUUUGGCUACAUGUUCUUCGUGAUCGGUCUCAUAUUAAUGAUUAUACAGAUUACCCUGUCUUCUAUUCAAAAUGUUUACAUUCCAAGUCUUCUCGGUUCGGGAAUUUGGAUUGGAUUGCUAAGUGUGGCGACUGGUGUUGUUGGAAUCUAUGCUGCCCAACAGAAGAGCACUAGAAACUUGUUGGAUUUCAUGGUAAUGACGACAGUUCUUAACAUAUUUUCGGCCAUGGUAGUUAUCUUGAAUACCAUUGGACUUGAAAUGUACUCAAGGUUUUGUGCGUCUGGGAAAGCAAAAGAAUGGAUUGGAGAAUGUGGAGAAGCCACUGUAAUUUUGCAAUCGAUUUUGGUAUUUCUAAACGUGUUACUGUUUUUGUCAACUGCCUGUUGUGGUGGUUUUGUUGGUAGAACGCUCGACAUGUCCUUUCAACUUCGAACACCACCGCUAGUGGUAUAUUACAGCCAGAAUCCAAUCGAGCAAAUAAUUCAAACCGAAGAACAGCAAGCUUCAAAAAGUAGUGAGACCUUAUCGGAAAAUAAAACUUAUCGUGGCGAUAUUGCUAGUGAAUAAUCGCUGCAUUUCAGUUUUCAAACAUUUCUGCUUUGUUAAGUAAUAUGUGAGUUUCAUUAUGCUGUACAGUUAUGCACACUUAAUUUCGAGCUUGCAUUUAUUUACCAUAAAAACUGAUUCUUCAAAAGGUAGGCCUCCUUUUCAUUUAAAAAUUGCACCCUCUUUAGAUAAGAGUUGCCGGAUGUUUGAUAUAAGUUGUAUCUAUGUCAUCAGCAAUUACGUCAUUUCGUUGUCAUUUAUAAUAAAAAGAACUUGAAAAACUUGAAAAA
Daphnia pulicaria is the source of this 2515-nucleotide messenger RNA. RefSeq lists its product as uncharacterized. The record is from RefSeq and is a predicted model, not a curated record. The coding region runs from base 143 to 1045 and encodes 300 amino acids. The transcript has 9 exons. NCBI's taxonomy places the organism in Eukaryota, Metazoa, Arthropoda, Branchiopoda, Diplostraca, Daphniidae.